AUGCGCGGUGGUGACAGCUUCUUGCCGCCCCGCAGCGUGCUCACAUCGGCGCUGCUUGCUUUCUGCGUGGUUUUCUUCGCCUGCUUCUACCUGCAGCAUCUGAUGGCGUCUAUGUACCUUACCGUGCUCGUCGUGGCCGUCCUCUGCUACGGCGUCCGGCGACUGUCCUUGCCGCGCGUCGACGAUGCCCUCGCCGAACGCGUCAUCCUCGGCGACGCGUCCGGCGCAGUGCCGCUGUUCGCGCACCGCGGCGCGGGCCACGACGCCCCCGAGAACACCCUAGCCGCCUUCCGAGAGGCCAAGCGCAACAACGCGUCUGGCGUCGAAUUCGACAUCUCCUUCACGCACGACAACGUGGCCGUGCUCUUCCACGACGACACGGUAGACCGCACGACGGACGGUUCCGGCGCUCUCGCCGCCAUGCCCUUCGAAGAGGUUCGGCGCCUCGACGCGUCCACCAACCACCCCUUCGCCCACAAGUACCGCGGUGAGAAGGUGCCGACCCUAGACGAAGGCGUCGGCGAAGCGCUCCGGCUCGGGCUGCGCCUCAUCUUCGACGUGAAGGAGCACGACUACCGGGCCGUCACCGUGGUCGACGACCUCUUCCGCAAGCACACGGAGCUCUACGAGCGCGCCCUGGUCGCCUCAUUCUACCCGCAGUUCGUGUACGCGCUGCGGAUCCGCAACCCGGGCAUCGUGACGGCGCUGACCUGGCGGCCGGGCUUCGUGGCCUACGAGGACGUGGAGCGGGUCCGGCCGCGCUUCAAGUCGCCCUGGGCCCACUGGAUGGCGCUGGCUGGAGACUGGAUGCUCGACAGCGCGCUACACAGCUGGCUGCCGCACGUGACCGGCGUGUCGGCGGUGCUCAUCUGCAAAAAUACGCUGAGCAGCGAGUACGUGGACGGCUGGAGGCGGCAGGGCGUGCACGUGAUCGCCUGGACGCCCAACCACCCGGCCGAGAAAGAGUACUUCGCCAAGGUGCUGCGGGUGCCCAUCAUCACGGACACGCUGCGCUGACAGGACCUGACCAAAGGGCGCCUGUCCCCAUGCCUGGAUAUGACGCGUGUGUAACAAAAACCUUUACAAAACAAGAGCAUUUCGUAUCCGCUUUCGAUCCGAUCCCGUGCCUAAUAUUGCAAUGUUCCCAAGCGCCCCGGCCCGCACUCGAGAAAUCAUGGGAACGGUGGUCCUUCAGCCCCUAGUGAUACCUAAUUUUGACCAAAUCCAUGGUUACACAGUUCUUGAGCGUAAUUCGGAGUCGCCCUGAAAAGCACCUGAUAUACCCCAAGGACCUGUCAUAUCACUUUUAAAAUUUCUUGCCAAUGUCAGCAUUUUUUAUGUUGUGCAUGCGAUCCACCUUUCAACCUGGCCUGAGCUGCAGAAAUCUCUUAACAAUAUUAUCAUUCUCGUGAUUGUUGUUUUGGCAGAAAUUGCUUAAAAAGCCGAGAAUUCCCAACAAAAACCAGGAUUUAGCUCGGAGUCAGUGGGGCUGUUUAUAGCAUUUUUUGCGUUUCUAACUUAAUAUCAGCGUCCUCGAAGCUGUACAAGAAUGAUAAUAAUGUCAGAUUUCUGCAGCCCAUCCAGGUUGAAAGGUGGACAGCAUGCACAGUACCAAAAAUGCUGACAUUAAGGAGAAUUUUAAAAGCGAUAUGAUCUGUGUCGUGUUUGUCCUCCUUGUCCCCACUCUCCAGGGUUCGUUUGCACCCUCGCUUUAACUUCAUGACCGGUGGUAAUUGGGGUAUAUCAGGCGCUUGUUCAGGGUGACUCCGAACUACGCUCAACAGCUGUUGUAACCAAGGAUAGGGUCGAAAUUACCGAUCACUAAGGAGCUGAAGGAACACCGUUCCCAUGAUUCUUUUAGCGCGAUCUGGGACGGGAUAUAGCAAAUGAUCUAUUCGUACUCCGUCGACGGCGAGCCUUCCCAGCGCGCAAUAAGCGAAAGUCGUGAUCUUCAGACUCGCUAAGAAUAUUCCCAUGUCUACCCAUACCACGUACAAGUUGGUCUGUUAUUUGCGCUCCUCGUGCUUAUGUUUACCCGCCAAAUACACCCGCGUGCCUUUGUUUCAAUAGUGACAGAUGGGCCAAUUAAUGCAUAAUCUCUUUUUUCUAGCGCAUUGUGUUUUUUUUUUGUUUGUUUGUGUGUGUGUGUGUGUGUGUGUUUAGUUCCUGUUUUGCGGCGCAUUUUGUCAUAAGUGUUUUUGUUUCCCUCACGAACUCGACAGCGAGCGCUGGAGGAGAAAAAGAGUCCAUAAUGGUUGUGCGCUUGCGCCGGCACAACGGGGUGCGCUGCGGGACAUAUUUUGAGUUAGGAGCGAUGCCGAAACUUGCUCAAAAGUAUGGUUCGCGGCGUGAAUUUGAUAAAGGCCGGCAAAAUUAUUUUGGGGAAGGCUUAUUUUGUAACAUAUCUACCCUCUUUAGGCACUUGAAAUGCAGGUUUUCCGGGGUGGGGAGUUUAGUGUCUCUGCUCGGCCCUGUCGGCCACAAAGUGUGUGCCUCCCGAAAUCUCUGACCAGCAGUAACUAUGAUAUUUGUGCACAAAACAAACAAACAAACAAAAAAAAAAUUCUGCAUAAGAAUGAAUUAUUGUACUCUUCGUGGUUUGAAAAGAUUAGUGAAUGAUUAACUGUGGUUUGAAUCCCCGCCUCUGCCGUGCAGACCUCUAGUGGUGGCAGCUAGUUUUUGCAUGCUAUGAAAAUGUGCAAACAAAUAUGAUGUACAGCUCAUUUCCAUGUCUUGAGCCAGGGCCUGUAAUGUCCUGCACUCUUGUGAAACCAGUGAUUUAAAGCGGGCCAGAUUUUUUUUUAUAUCGCACUUUAGUUUUGAUUUUUUUGUUUAACUAUUGCGGAGAUACAUAGUGUCAUACACUUCAAAAGUUUAUCGACAUCAGUGUCGUUUAGAAUCGAUUCCGGUGAAUGCUUGUGUCAUGUCACAGAAUGGUGGUGGAUCACUAUGAUUUUUGUUUCAUUGUUUUAUACACUGCAUUUAUAUGUCCUGCACUGAAUGGUCUGUCCUGUUACAUGAAUGGCAUGCUAGCUUCCCAAGCACUUACAUUCGUUGUGCUGGGUCUGUGCACUUGGAGAAUUUUUGCACGAAUGACUGUAUUUAAGGAAAUGGUUUGGUCUGUUGAACCUUGUAUUGAACAAAGGAACAUGUCCAAGAGGUCUAGUCCAUCAAAAACUAGUCAGCUAAAUUUUUGGGGAAAAAAGGCAGUUUAUUAAUGCGUAUGGAGGGGAAAAGCCGCCUCGGUGGCUCCGAGGAUCCCCAGGCCGCAUGUUUGAAUCCCGGCCAAGGUACCCGCAAUCCGACGGAGGUUCAUUGCAGAGAAGGUCGGGUGUAACCGAGAUUUCGGCUGCACCUCGAAAGAUCCUCGAGUGGUCGAAAUUAAUCCUUAGUCUUCUGCAGGGGCGUCCCAGAUGCCCUUCGUUGGUGUGGCACGUAAGAGCCCCAAAUUCGACCUUUGAUAUCUGGAAACGUGGAACAAUAAAUGUCUUAUGUAAUCAA
Ixodes scapularis (black-legged tick) is the source of this 3501-nucleotide messenger RNA. Its product is annotated as glycerophosphodiester phosphodiesterase 1. Gene Ontology annotation, biological process: lipid metabolic process. Gene Ontology annotation, molecular function: phosphoric diester hydrolase activity. Bases 1 to 1017 code for a protein of 338 amino acids. NCBI's taxonomy places the organism in Eukaryota, Metazoa, Arthropoda, Arachnida, Ixodida, Ixodidae. The record is from RefSeq and is a predicted model, not a curated record. The transcript has a single exon.